Zingiber officinale is the source of this 2593-nucleotide messenger RNA. RefSeq names its product WD repeat-containing protein 91 homolog. The transcript is spliced from 16 exons. The record is from RefSeq and is a predicted model, not a curated record. The coding region runs from base 540 to 2447 and encodes 635 amino acids. Gene Ontology annotation, molecular function: protein binding. NCBI's taxonomy places the organism in Eukaryota, Viridiplantae, Streptophyta, Magnoliopsida, Zingiberales, Zingiberaceae.
UGUAACAGGCAGGAAGAAUGACGUAACAAUUAUUUUCUCUUUUAUCGCUUCGUUCGCGGAUCCCUCUCCGUUCCUCCCCUCCGCUCGCCGCCUCGACGCGAUCCUCAACAAACCUCAGUUGGCGCACCAUAUCGUAUCCUCCUUGCGUUCCUCGGGUACUCGCUGGAUCCUGCAGUGCUCUUCCUCCGACGUUGCAGUCGAUUAGCAAGUCUCGUAGCCUCGGUGACGCGGGGUCUCCUCUCCAUCCAGCACUGGCGUGCGCCUCGCGAGCCACUCGGCGAUUCGGCCUCCGGAGCCCUUCCCUUGAAUUCCAGCAGAUUCAGCCCCUCUUGAUCCAAGUGCGACGGCCCUCAAGCGGGGAACCCUGACGAAGAGAACGCCAGAUACCUUGUCCCCGACGCCCGUGGGCUGGUCUUGGAAGACCGUGAUCGUAACAAGACCAUCCCAGCGCGUGCUGCGUAAGGGUCUGUAGGAACUUGGAGCUAUACAGUGUUAGCUUUCUCAGCUUGUGAGCCCUUCUGAAGGUACUUUGAGGUUUAAUGGAGAACAUGCAAUAUGCGGAAGAACUUCUGAGGGAGUUUCUUAUCUUUAGAGGUUUCACUAGUACACUACAAACUUUUGAUAGAGAGUUAUCUACUGAUAUUGGCAGAAACUUUCAAGUGGAUAAAAUCCUAGAUUUGGUAUUUCAAGUGUAUGUACCCAAACAUGAAGCUGAUAAAUUAAUUUCGCUUAUUAAUUUCUUUAAGAGAUGCUUUUGUUCACCUUCGGAGACACUGUUCAUUUCUACUUUAAAAAAACUGGAAGUCUCAAUUCUGCGGUAUUACAUCAUUCAUGCUCUGCAAUCUGGAAGACAAGAUAAAGUAGUGGAAUUCUUUCAAGAUAAUACCAAUUAUCUGUUCCAAAAUCGCGAAGAUUGGAUGCCUUGGUUUGCUAUUCCAUAUCUUACAAACCCUAGUAUGGAUCCUCAGUUUCGAGUAUACUUUUCAAAAGAAUGGUUUGAUUCCUUGCAUUUGUCUUUCCAGAACUUCUUAAGCGAGGUGUUCAAUGGCACUCGUAUCCCUACUUUGUUGAAGAUCAGUACAGAAAAAAAUGCUGUGAAAACUCUUAAAGAUGGCAUCAAGCAGUUGAAUAAUAAAUUGUCCGAGCUCCAGGCGUUGUUGGAAACAAAAGAAGCCGAGAUAUUACAUUUACGAAGUCUGGCUUCAUCAGUACAGGAAGCAUUGAUACAUAAAGAGAAUAAUUCUAUCUGUGAUUUCUCAAGUGAAGCUUCAACAAAGGAUAGUCUUGUUAGUCAAGUUAAAGAUUUUCAUGAUUCUGUCAGUACUUCUCAUAACGGAGUGGAGAAAAUGUCAGCAACGAACAGUGGGGUUUCUUCAAGUUCAACAAAUGUUCCUGACAGAUCCUGCUCAGUAGAGUCAACUUCUGUAGCAGAAACUAGAGUAGACUUCUUGGCAGAAGAAGAGUUUCCUGAAGUAAAAGUAAGUUUCCAGGAAACGUUUUUGGGGCAUACAAGUACAAUUAGUCGUUGCCGUUUUUCUGCUUCAGGAACGAAUGUUGCAAGUGCUUCUGUGGAUGGAACUGUCAGGAUCUGGACAUAUGACUCAGCAACACCAACAUCCAGAAAUGCUACGAUUUACUGUGGGGCUGAAAUUAUGUCACUUGAUUGGGAAUGCAGAUCUGACCGCUUGUUGCUCAUUGGGACAGCAGAUGGAGGCAUUAAGGCUUGGAAUGUUGAUGCUAAACGGGUAGUUUGUGAUCUUAACACUACUGCAGAAUUUCCAAGCGUUUUGGACUUGAAGUGCAGCCCUGUCGAGCCAAUUUUUGUUUCAGCUGCAGCUUCGAGAUGGAAGGGCUUUCACAAGUUAGAUAGAGCAGGUUUUGCUUCAUUGACAGUUUGGAAUAUGAAAACAUGGAAGGCUAUGAUGGUCCUUCCUCUUGGUGAAGAUCCUCCUGCAAUUACUUCAUUAUGCUUCAACCAUAAUGGUAAAAUUUUGGCAGCUGCAGCAACAGAUGGAAUGAUUCAUAUGUUUGACAUGUCUGCUGGCCUACAAAUCACUGGGUGGCCAGCCCAUGAUUCAGCUGUAACCUCAUUGCUAUUUGGACAUGAUGAGACAAGCAUAUUUAGUUUAGGCUCUGAUGGCAAGAUUUUCGAAUGGAGCUUGCAAAACCAAGGUCAAGUCCUAUGGUCACGAGAUUGCAGUAGGUAUUGCUCCGCGGGGAGCUUGAAAAUGUGCAGACACGAAAUGGCACUGGAUUCGAGCGGCAGAAGAUUGUUGGUUACGUCUGGUUCAGUCAGGUCACCGAUAUAUCAGAUGCGCGGAGACAUGCCAGGAUUCCGCACAUUGCCACACAGUGGUCCAAUAACAAGUGUUGAUUGGCAUCCAACGCUUCCAAUUUUCGUAACUGGCUCAGCGGACUAUUCAGUUCGAGUUACUUCGAUGAUAUGAUAGUCCAUUUCGGUUGUACUCAUGCUUAUUUGUUACCCUCCCCUCCUCUUGAUGAUAUUUCUAGACCUUCGCCUUCUUAUCCAUUUAUUUUGAGAUCCAAAAAGGUAUUCAAACACAAUUUAUAGAUCUGCGUUGUGUGAGUGACA